Molecule: messenger RNA, 1003 nt
Organism: Nymphaea colorata (pocket water lily)
Lineage: Eukaryota; Viridiplantae; Streptophyta; Magnoliopsida; Nymphaeales; Nymphaeaceae
Product: FCS-Like Zinc finger 6-like
Exons: 2
Coding region: 230-682 (150 amino acids)
Source: RefSeq, a predicted model, not a curated record
UUACACCGUCGUUUUAUUUUCUCCCUCCCUCUCCUCCUCCUCCUCUCCCACCACCACAACACAGACAGAGCGAGAUACAGACGCUCUUAUCUCGCCCUCUCGAUCUCCUUUCAUUCUCCUUGAUUAGUUCUUUCCCACCGCCGGAAAACCGUUGGCCUCCUCCUCUCAGCCCACAGCCGCCUUCCGCCCUUAACUUUAGAUCGUCAGGAAGGCGAGAGAGGGAGAGAGGAUGUUGCUCGGGAAGAGGUCUCGUCCAUCCAUGAGGAGGACGACCAGCUUGACGGAGUUCGAGCUGAACCUGGAGUUUCCACCGUCGGCGCUGGAGGCGGCGGCGACCGCAGCCCAGCAACAAUUUCAGCAGAAGGCGGGGGCUGCCGGCGCUGGCCUCCCAUCUGCGGGCGUCCCUCAGAGAUCCCCUCGCCGGAGCUCGGCCGACUUUUUGGCGAUGGAGGGAGCUGCCCACUUCCUGAGGUGCUGCACCCUCUGCAAGCGCCGGAUCGGCCCCGGCCGCGACAUCUACAUGUACAAGGGAGAUACUGCAUAUUGCAGUCUGGAGUGCAGACAGCAGCAGAUGAACAUAGACGAGAGAAAAGAGAAAUGUUCAAUGACAUCAAUGAAGAAGAAAGCUCCUCCUUCAGGCUGUGAACCCUCUGGCAAUGGAGAGACUGCCGUCGCUGCAUGAUUCUUCAUUAAUGGCGACGGUGGUCGCAGCCUUGAUGAUUAUUAUGAUGAAGAUGACCCAUCGCUUGUCCUUCACUUUCACUCCUACUAAAAAAAAAAAAAAAAAAAAAGUCUUGUAAUUUUGUAGCUUGCAAUCAUUCAAGAAAAACGAAGGGCAGCUCCGAGUCUGCCUGCUAGGAAGAAGCAGAUCUUUCCUUCCGUGGCCAUGCAAUGUUCAGAAGAUCGUGAGGUGAACAAGAGAAGGAAGACGAGUGUGCACAUCUGCUCUGGCCUGUACUUUUUGUUUUCUUGCAAAAUGAAUGUGGCUCUUAAAUUUGGACCA